Molecule: messenger RNA, 357 nt
Organism: Ascochyta rabiei
Lineage: Eukaryota; Fungi; Ascomycota; Dothideomycetes; Pleosporales; Didymellaceae
Exons: 1
Coding region: 1-357 (118 amino acids)
Cellular component (GO): cytoplasm
Source: RefSeq, a predicted model, not a curated record
AUGCCAGCCAUUCGAUUCGUCGCCAGCAAGCAAGUCAAAUGCCGACUUGCAACAGGAACCAUCCAACUCCUAUGCCACGUCAAGCCAGGCGCCAGUGCGAACCGUGAAGGUAUCACCGCGGUGACGGACGAGAUCAUCGAUGUCUGCGUUGCAGCCCAAGCAAGAGAAGGAGAGGCAAACACAGCUGUCAGAACAGUGAUGGCGAAGACGCUGAAAGUACCAAAGUCAGAUGUCGAGAUUGCAAAGGGUACGAAGAGCCGUGAGAAGACGGUUGCAAUUCAAGUGGGACCAAACGUCACACCGACUGAGGAGAUUGAACGCAUAAGAGCUCUGCUAUCGAGCAGUGUAGCUCAGUGA